Messenger RNA from Heterobasidion irregulare TC 32-1, 969 nucleotides. RefSeq lists its product as uncharacterized. The record is from RefSeq and is a predicted model, not a curated record. Lineage: Eukaryota; Fungi; Basidiomycota; Agaricomycetes; Russulales; Bondarzewiaceae. Gene Ontology annotation, molecular function: methyltransferase activity. The transcript has 4 exons. Bases 1 to 969 code for a protein of 322 amino acids.
AUGACCCACGCAGAGCGAGUUUAUCAUUCCGUCCCAAGUUCCCCAUACUGUCUGCCAUCGGAUGAGGCAGAGCGCCAGCGACUCAUCCGUCAGCAUUUCGCUUUGAAGAAAAUUGCUGGACACGGAGAACUUCUCGUUAGUCCUCUUGAAAUCCCAGAGGGUGCCUUUGUUCUCGAUUCGGGCACUGGAAGCGGUGUAUGGGCUCUGGACUUUUCCAAGCAGGUGUCCCUGUCCGUCACGAUCUACGCAAUUGAUAUCGAGACGCGUCUGUUCCCAUCAGAGCGACCUCCAAAUGUGAUUUUCAACGCCGGCUCAGUUCUCAGGCUAUCCCCAUCAUGGACCGCCAAGUUUAGUCUAAUCCACCAGCGCCUGCUGCUCUACGCGCUUCGACUGCCAGACUGGGUCACCGCUCUCUCGGAGAUGUUUCGGUGCACUAAGCCAGGUGGAACCGUUCAACUUACGGAAGUCAUUACGCCGCCGAACAGCAGUGCAGGGCCGUGCAAUCGCAAGUGGUUUGCGGUUCUUGAAUCUUUCUGCGCUAGCCGCGGCCUCGUGCUGCACUGCGCGCGGAUCCUACCCGACCUCCUGAAGGCGGCAGGGUUCAAAGAUAUCACAACUUACGAGACUGGUGUAAUCCUUGGCUCUAAGGGUGGCGACGCGGGAAUGGAGGUUAGGAGAAGCAGGAUCGGUGCGUUCCGCGGCAUGAAAUUGCCGAUCUUGAAUGCAGGCGGAUUUGGCGUUAUCUCAUCCGGAGAUGCAUUUGACGAACUCCUUGACGGUGUUGAGCGCGAGUGGGAGGAGACUGGUCUCGCGGAGGCAGGUUACAUCCAUAUUGUCGCGCGGCACCCUCUAGACGCCGUAGCGUCGCCCAACAAUGCAGUCAGGGAUUUGGCGUUGCCGGUUCUGUCUUCUUUUCACGCGAUCAUUCGCGCGGCACUUUACAAUUUGGCGGGGUAUGAUAGGAACUAA